This is a messenger RNA of Dovyalis caffra, 1101 nucleotides long. The record is from the annotation of a GenBank genome assembly. NCBI's taxonomy places the organism in Eukaryota, Viridiplantae, Streptophyta, Magnoliopsida, Malpighiales, Salicaceae.
AUGGCAAGGGCAUCAUCAUCUCUAUUUCGAAUCUUGAAGCUCCAUUCUCACUCACCCACCUCUCUUUCCCAAAUACUGCGUCGUUUCAGCAGCUCCUUCAAAGGACGAACUGCUACUUCUACUUCUACUGAUGGUGCUGCUAGUUUCAAUUUCAAUGAUGAAGGAGAAGAAAGGAAAAUGGAGAAUGGGAAUCCGCCGAAUCCCAUACCAAAUAGGCCUCUAAGAGGUGAGAGACCUAAAUUUAACAUUAACAAUAACAAUAACUAUAGCAAUAGAGGAGGAGGGGAGGAAGACGAGGAGAAAGAGGAGGAGGAACUGGAACAGGAGGACCUAACUUUAACACUAACCCCCCGGCCUAAGCCCCAAACAGAUGAUUUUAAUCAUAUCUCUGAUGAUGUUUUUCUCGAUAAAUUCAAGCUCCGUCCUGACCAUAACAACAACAAGAAGGAUAGUAAUCCUCCUCCCGCGACUGACACUGACACUGCUGCUGCUGCUAAAAACGAACAAGAAAGCAGCACUUCCUCUUCCGAACCCCCACAAGAUGCUAAAGACAUCUUCAACAAAAUGAAGGAAACUGGGCUCAUCCCCAGUGCUGUCGCCAUGCUUGAUGGCCUCUGCAAGGAUGGCCUUGUCCAAGAAGCCAUGAAACUCUUUGGCACUAUGCGUGAGAAAGGCACCAUCCCUGAAGUUGUUAUUUACACUGCUGUUGUCGAUGGGUUUUGCAAAGCACACAAGCUUGAUGAUGCCAAGAGGAUUUUCAGGAAAAUGCAGUCCAAUGGGAUCACUCCUAAUGCUUUCAGCUAUGCUGUCUUGAUUCAGGGACUCUCUAAAUGUGACCUCUUUGAUGAUGCUAUCGAUUUCUGUCUCGAAAUGUUGGACGCUGGUCACUCUCCCAAUGUUACCACUUUUGUUGGAUUGGUUGAUGGCUUAUGUAGGGAAAAGGGAGUUGAAGAAGCCAGGACUGUUAUUGGAACAUUGCGCCAAAAGGGAUACUAUGUUCAUGACAAAGCUGUUAGAGACUUUUUAGAUAAAAACAAACCGCUUUCUUCCUCUGUUUGGGAAGCAAUUUUUGGCAAGAAACCUUCACACAAACCAUUUUGA